GGCUACAUUGAAUCGAAUUUUCAGCUGUGGGUACUGGUUGUGAAUAGCAGCACAUUUGCGGUAGAGCAAACUCCUUUCCAGCGCAGAUAUGUGUCGCAGUUUCUGAGCCACCGGAUUUUCAGAGGCUGAGUUUCAUUCUCGAGCACACUGAACAGCAACAGGAUUCUUCUGGAAAUCGAAUAUUUAGGACCAGCGUCUAUUCGCCAGACCUACUUACCUGCGGCAAAAUGGGUGACGAAAACACGGAAAGGUCGACGUCCGCAACACCACGCGGUUUAUCAGAAGUCAUUAACCACAUGUCCAUCCACAAGAUCGAAAGCUUGCUGUGGUUCACGCGUAUGUGUUCCGUGGUGUUCACGCUCUUGUACAUCAUUCCACUGCUCGAUGCCAACCCAUACACCUGCUACCAGCGGGCUUUGAUAAGCAGCGCUGCCACAAGUGCGCUGCGGUUACACCAGCGGAUGCCGAGCAUUCAGCUCUCUAGAAUGUUCUUGAGCCAGCUGCUGAUUGAGGACAGCUGCCACUACCUUUUCUACUCACUCAUCUUCUUGUUUGCCCAGCCCAUGACAUUGGUGCUGCUGCCUGUGUUUCUCUUCUCUCUCCUCCACUCCGCGAGCUUUUCACUGACCUUGCUGGACAAGUUUGGUGGCCGUUCCGGUCUUCUUGGCACCUGGUUGGUGAACCUCCUGGACCACCAAGGCAGAAACAUCCUUCGACUUGUGGCAUUCACCGAAAUCUUUCUCAUGCCACUGACAGCGUUCAGCGUUCUGUCUGGACGGAGUAGCUUGCUGACUCCAUUUCUUUACUACUGCUUUCUGAGCCUUCGUUAUUCCUCUCGUCGCAAUCCCUACACAAGGACAGUCUUUCAUGAGCUACGUCUGGUGACAGAGUACUACGCGUCAAGGCCAGGCUGCCCAAUGUUCCUGAGGAACCUGCUCUACAAGACAAUAAACGUGCUGUCCCAGCUGGCACCUCCGGUCCCCCAGUAGGAAGGCACUGCUCUGCCAGUGGCUGAAGCCGCCACUGGACCACGAAACAAAAAGUUGUGCAGGGGGGGAGGGGGUCCAUUGAGGGAGGCCGUGUCCUGUGCAGCAAGUGGCAGAAAACUGUGUGUGUGCAGUCUGGGGAUGGGGGGGCCAUGCAACUUUCAUGGGCCUCUUCCCACCGUCUCUUUAUUUGGUUUUCUGCACGCCGUAUUCUUCAGCAGAGCUGCAGGGAGAGAAUAAAAGAAUCAGCAGUGUCAACUUCCUGGACAUGCUCAUGCAUACAGCUACGGUCGUGCAUGGUGGGUUGAGUUUGUUUUUUGUUUGAAAGCACAGGCGCCUCAAGUAUGUUUGUCAAAUGUUUUUCUUGUAUCUGUUUUGUUUGUUACAAGAUCUAGCUGUCGUAAUCCCGGUAGAUGCCAUUCCGGUAUGACUUGCUGCGUUUGUGAUGAAAAUAAAGGGAGAGUUAAAUCAUGAAAGAAAAACAUUGAAUCGUUCUUCUGCUACCUUUUGAAUGGUGAAUGGUGUUGGUGGUAGAGGGCACUAGUGUGUCAAGACUAAUGGAUGGAUGCAGCUAGUCGAGCACAUGCGCAAAGUAUUGUAGGCUGCCAAAGUAACAUCCGUGAAUGAAACACCAGAGCAAGAAAUGCUGACUGCCCUUAUCUUGAAAGACCCAAGAACCAUGUGUUGAACAGUUUAAGAGACUAGAAUAUGAUGUGAUCGUUGACUUAACCAGAGCACUUUUGCCAAUAAACAUGAGACUGCGUGUAAAAAAUGCUUGUCCUUUCUUCCUCUUCUCUACCUUAUAACAGAACACUACACUGCUGUUCUUGGCUUUUCCUCAUGUCAAUGUACAGCCACUCAAUUCUUUAUAAAUACCACAUGAGCAGCAACCAGACAGUGCGUCAAUGCUUUGUGGUGGGGUAGAGUAGUGAAAUGCAAGGAUAGGCGCAUGUGCUGAAUGCGCUUGCAACUCGCAGUAUCGUCUGCUAGAGUGCUCCAUUCGUUGUAACACGUCUGCAACGCCGCAAGGCAGUGACACGCACUUUCUGGUUGGCACGUACACAAUAAUAAAGAAUUCAAUGCCUGUACAGCGAGUGGCAUUUUUAUUCUAAUUGUUUUUAAAAAUUUGUUAUACUUACUACUGCUUUGUUUGCACUUUGAUUCUACUGCAAGAUCACAUUGUUCUAGUCUUUCUUGUUCAAUUAAACACUUGCAUCAUUGUUUGCUUGGCUAUUCCAAACUUGAAAAAACAACAGUGUAUAAGUGAAUCGCUGCACUGACUGGUUUUACCACCUUUCAGCAAGUAAAGAAAACAGCAUGGAUCAUAAAUGCACCAGGCUGCUGUGUAUUUCAUAUUUCAAUAAUGCAAAACCUUUAUGAUCCCAAAAUGUUGGAUUAACGGAAUUAUAGCAUUAACAACAAUCUUGUGAAUUUUGGAUGGUAGCACCUGUCCUGUUUGUUUUGUAGAUUCUGUGCUAAAGCAUUAAUAAAUCCUGUGAAGUUGCCCUACUGCCACCGGUUAUUGGCACUGCAAGUUUAAACAGUGCGAAAAGACGACAGAGGACAGCGCUGGCCGUGUGUGUAAGUGUUCUUUGUCAUCGUAUUUUCGUGCUGCUUAAGCUUUCAGUAGGUUGCACCAGCUUGCCCAAACAGAAGUACUCCUUAUCUGCACUGUUUUUCUUUUUAGUUGCUCGCACAUGGCAGAAGUAAUCCUUGUUUAUGCAGCGUCUGAAUAAUGCUCAUACGACAGUACUUUUUCUACUUUUACAGAAGAACUAGGCAGGCAAUGAUGCGUAGUGUUAUAACAGAAGAUGCAGAUUAAGAAAAUACAAUCUUGUAGCAAAAGUGGAAGUGCAAGCAGUGCAACAGUAAAGCCAAAAUUUUUACAAAUUAGUUAGUACAAAAAUGCAAGUUAGUGUAUGUUUGUGUUUGGGCACAAAUGCUUGUAAAUAAAGCUUCACACCUUGUUAACUUUUGCGGUGUAUACAUGCAAGAACUCUUAUGAGCUUCCUGCUGAAAUGUUACAAAUUGGUUGCACACAGACAACAUUGUUACCUGGACGUAACUUGUGACCGUGCUAUGAGGCUAAUGCUCUUUUUUUUUGCCUACCUGCAGUUUUUCAAUAAAAUUGCCUGUGGCUGAGAGAGCAA
Molecule: messenger RNA, 3136 nt
Organism: Dermacentor andersoni
Lineage: Eukaryota; Metazoa; Arthropoda; Arachnida; Ixodida; Ixodidae
Gene: Kr-h2
Product: transmembrane protein 33-containing Krueppel homolog 2
Biological process (GO): membrane organization; endoplasmic reticulum tubular network organization
Cellular component (GO): membrane; endoplasmic reticulum
Source: RefSeq, a predicted model, not a curated record